Messenger RNA from Manis javanica (Malayan pangolin), 1269 nucleotides. RefSeq names its product NADH:ubiquinone oxidoreductase complex assembly factor 2 (gene NDUFAF2). The record is from RefSeq and is a predicted model, not a curated record. NCBI's taxonomy places the organism in Eukaryota, Metazoa, Chordata, Mammalia, Pholidota, Manidae. Gene Ontology annotation, cellular component: mitochondrion; respiratory chain complex I; membrane. Gene Ontology annotation, biological process: mitochondrial respiratory chain complex I assembly.
UACUGCAGGGCGGGCGGGGAGUGGCCGCGGGCGGAGUCGGGGGCUGGGGCGUUGCUGUUGGGGUCCCAGCGGGUCCCGCUGCCCCUCACGCAGCGCAGAGCACAUGGCUUGGGCUCAGAGUGUUUUCAGCGCCCUGCGCAGAUCGCUGUCAAAGGAAGUGAAGAAAAAGGUGGGCACAGACCGGUUCGGGAACAAAUACUACUAUAUCCCGGAGUACAAGAACUGGAGAGGACAAACUAUUCGAGAGAAAAGAAUUGUAGAAGCAGCAAAUGAAAGAGAAGUAGACUAUGAAGUAGGGGAUAUCCCAACAGAAUGGGAAGCUUGGAUUAGAAGAACAAGAAAGACUCCACCUACUAUGGAGGAAAUACUAAAAAAUGAAAAAUAUAGAGAAGAAAUUAAAACAAAAAGUGAAGAUUAUGAAAAAGAAAAACUCCUUAGUAAAGAAUGCAAUGAAGGACACCCGGCUCCACCACUUCAAACCCAGAUUAAAGGGCAUGCCUCUGCUCCACACUUCGGAAAGGAAGAACCCUCAGCGGCUCCAACCAGCACUGGUAAAACCUUUCAACCAGGAUCCUGGAUGCCACAAGAUGGCAAGAGAGACAAUCAAUAAAUGCACUGUGAUAGAAUAAUUUAUGUGACUGUUUAACAAAUAAAAAUAAAAAGUUACUUUGUAUUUUCUGAUAAUAGUUCACUAUUCCAUUAAGCUUAAGGAUCUUUUUGUAUGCCAAAGAAAUAUGAAGUAUGAACUAUAUAAUUUACUUGUUUUUCCCUCCUUGGAUUGCUCCCUAGAUUUGCAUCAUGCAGCUGUACAUGCUCAGUAUUUUGGAAUCCUUAGGAACCAUCCAAGAUAUAUCUUGGUAGGAAGGAGAAAAGAAAAUAUUGAGUUGUCCUAAAUGAUCAAAUAUAAAAGAAAAAAUGAGAAUAUUAUUUCUGGAGAGGCACUCUAUAAUACUAUAAAGAGCUAAUCAAAAACAAGAACUUGGAUAGAACAUGUGGAGGCCAAGAAAAUGUAGCUGACAAAUGAAAAAAAACAUGAAGACCUUGAGUAGAUGGGACGAAAGCUAGCUUAUGGUGUGACUGGGGUUUGAAGAUAGGAAUUAGGACCAACAAAAAUAGACAAUCCAUCACAAAAGCCUGAAAGGACAGUAAACAGAAAUGGUACAAUAAUUGGAGUUCUGUAAGAUUAAAAAUUAUUUUGAGAAAAUGGAAAACAGGAAGGCUCUCAGAAAGCAAUUCCACUGAUACUGGGGUUCCAGUGGCUUGUAUAUU